This is a messenger RNA of Adineta steineri, 870 nucleotides long. Lineage: Eukaryota; Metazoa; Rotifera; Eurotatoria; Adinetida; Adinetidae. The record is from the annotation of a GenBank genome assembly.
AUGACAAAACCAGUUGUUCGAUUUUCAAUAGUAUUUCAAUCAUUAGGUUGGAUUCUAUUAUUUAUAUUUAUUGUGAUAAUUUGGAAUUAUCGAUUAUGUUCACAUGUAACUCAUUUCAAUAAUAAUGAUAAUGAUUGUCAACAAUCUCUUAAUGAAAGUGAUGGAUUUAUUUGUGAAUCAAAUUAUCUUUGGAAUAAACGUAAAUAUAUUUAUCAAACUCAAGAAAAAGAAAAUUUAAUAAGACGUCCAAACAGUUACUAUUUUGCGUCAAAUUGGGAACCGAAUUUUCAUUGUUCUCAUGCUGAACGUAUUGGAGCUAUGGGUGAUGGUGGGAAAUGGAUUUGUGAUUUAUUUCGAAUGAAAUCACAAAAUAAUUGUUUAAUUUAUAGUGCUGGAUCAAGUGGAGAUUUUUCUUUUGAAAUUCAUAUGAAAAAAGUUCUACCUCAUUGUGAAAUUCAUACAUUCGAUAAAAAUCGAUAUUUAUGUCCAAAAAAUACAUGUAUAUUUCAUCAAAUCAUGUUUGGUACUGAUAUUCAACUAAAUAAUUCCAAAACUUGGUCGACUAUUAUUCAAAAAUUGAGCCAUACACAUCGAUUCAUCGAUGUACUUAAAAUUGAUAUUGAAGGUGGUGAAUAUUCAUUUCUUCCACAGAUAUUUAAUUCAAUAAAAAAUAUAUGGCCACGACAAAUUCUAGUUGAAUUACAUCCAAUAAAUGUUACUAUUAUUGAAGGUAUAUUCGAUCUCAUGCGUAACAAUAAUUAUGUUAUUUUCAAUAAAGAAAAUAAUGUUGACGGAGGACCUUAUUUCUUUGAAUAUGGAUUUUUGAAAUUAAAUCCACAAUUUUUUCUUCAUUCUUCAUCGAAGACAUAA